AUGAGUGCAUCCCGUAUUGAAUACAGUGAAAAAUAUGCUGACGAUCACAAUGAAUACCGUCAUGUCAUCCUCCCAAAAGAUCUUGCCAAGACCCUUCCCAAGAGUCGCUUGCUAACAGAGUCUGAAUGGCGUAGCAUUGGUGUGCAACAAAGUCGGGGAUGGCAACACUAUGCCAUUCACAGACCGGAACCACACAUUUUGCUAUUUCGCCGUCCCCUAGGAACCGAUCCUCAAAGUGGACGGGUCGAUCCUGAAUUGGAACGCAAGGCUCGCGAGGAGUACCUUGCCCAGUACGGAGUCACCCGCAACUAA
Cylindrotheca closterium is the source of this 312-nucleotide messenger RNA. The record is from the annotation of a GenBank genome assembly. Lineage: Eukaryota; Bacillariophyta; Bacillariophyceae; Bacillariales; Bacillariaceae.